Molecule: messenger RNA, 834 nt
Organism: Haliotis rubra (blacklip abalone)
Lineage: Eukaryota; Metazoa; Mollusca; Gastropoda; Lepetellida; Haliotidae
Product: mitofusin-2-like
Exons: 3
Coding region: 59-370 (103 amino acids)
Biological process (GO): mitochondrial fusion
Cellular component (GO): mitochondrial outer membrane
Molecular function (GO): GTPase activity
Source: RefSeq, a predicted model, not a curated record
GAAGGCUUGUUUGAUCGUUGGAGGUGUAGCAGUACCAGUAGCGGAACAGGUGUGCAAAAUGGUGACCUGGACGAACGAGGCAAAAAUGAAGGCUUUCAAGCAGCAGUAUGAGAAUUAUGGCUUGAGGCAACUGAACCACAUCAAAUCUGACUAUAGAAAAAAGGUUCAGCCGGUGCUGUCGUCUACCUUUGACCAACUGUGUCAACAGGUAGAGAGAACCAAGGACCAGCUGCAGAAGGACCUCGACGAGCUGAAUGUCACCAUAUCACAGCUGGAGAAGAUCUCUGACAAGUCAAAAUCUCUGAGGAAGAAGGCUGACUGGUUGGAUAGAGAACUGAAGACAUUUGUUGAAACUUACUUGAAGGAGUAGAGUGUAGGAAUCUAACCAGCGGAACCCUGACAGUGAAGAUCCUGAUACCCAGCCUAGUGUAGCAGGGUGACUCUCUCAACAUUGGACAGUACAACUGAGCACGGGGUGAACUCAUGCUGCAAAUACAACUCCGAUACAAUACAAGAGUAGAUAUUAAGCUAUCGAAACAUUAACAUGGAAUUUUGAUUCGUAACUGUGUACUUUUAUUUCAGAUAACCCCAAUCAAAGUCAGAGAGUGGGGGUGGUGGUGUUUAAAACAUUUAAACAGCUUUGAUACCAAAAGGUAACAGAGUGGUAUGGUGCCACCAGAUUUCCGAGGUGAAAUUACAUCACCUCGGAAAUCCGCUGGCGAGGUGUUUGUUAAGCAACAAAGAGGUUCUCUUCCCCCCACACCCAAGCUUGCACGAGGACGAUAUUCUUCAAACUAAUGUCUGAUCCACCCCCAAUAUAUACCCCUCGAGGUA